AUGCUCUUUCCCUUGCAUUGCAUGAGUAGUGGAACAUGUUUUGUCCGAAACGCUGCUCAAGCCUCGCUUGUGAACGUGAUCCGCUCUCGUCCGUGCGAUCCAAACAAUCCGCGCAAAGUGCGACCCGCGAUAUCUUCUCUGAGCCGUUCUCAGUGGAAGAUGGCACCCGCUCAGCGAUCGAAGCCCGGAAGCGCCGGCGCUUGGAAGGGGCCCGGUAUCUCCAACGAUGCUGUGGCAGGCCACGUCGCCCAUCUGAAGGACAUGGGCUUCUGUGAGUCGAAAGCACGAAAGGCUUUGGCUGAGUGCGUUUGGGAUGUGAACAGAGCAAUCGAUCUCCUCGUCUCCCGGGGCGCGGAGUCACUGGCACCACUUCCCAAAAGUGUGGUCGAUAGCUCGGAGACAGCUCGCAAUAAGUCCAGAGACGACAACUCGACGACAGCAUCUUCCGUCUCUACGCCAAGACUCCGGAGCCUUACGAGUCUAACCACGGUGGAAUCGCAAGCAGCAGAGCAUGUGGAGAGCAAGGAGGACGGCCAGGAGACAUCUGGCCGAUUCAAAGUAAUUCGACGAGUUUGCCAAGAUGCUUCAGGGCAGGAAGAUACGUUGCUUGCUGCACAGGCAGGUGAUUUCCUCCGCGUAUGGCCUCACACUCAAACAGACCUGGGGUGGAUUUACGCAGAGGAUCCAAUGGAUGCAUCCAGGGCUGGUUGGCUGCCCUCCCUUGCACUUGAAGACGAACAGGAUGGACAUGCUUGGAUUUUGGUGCAAAAGACCAUGCCUGCGGUUCACGAAAGCCAGUUGAAUGUGGAAGAAGGUGAGGUCCUCAAAGUGAAUCUCUCAUCACGGACGCCUGAAGGUUGGGCAUAUGCUGAAAAGGUGCAAAGCUGUGAAGUUCUGCCGGGCUGUCGCCAAACUGUGGGUACCAUUGCAUGUACCGUGGAGAUCUUGCGAACCUUGUGGAAGCUGUUCAACGCCCAAUGCUUGGCGACGGGGUGCGUGAAAGAGAUUCUCUCAUUGGUCUUCAUCACACCUUGCAUUUGGUACAUCCUGACCAUCAUCGGCCAGUAUGAUGAUCGGCUACAAGCCAAACAGAGGGCAGCCAAAGUGGAGAAGGAAAACUUGGCACGAUCCUACAAUGACCUCCUCUCCGACAUGGAUGGCCUGCUGUCGAAGUCAGCAGAGUCCUCUGCCGGGCUGGCGGAGCGGACGUUCGAGUCCAAGCGCCGGGAUUUCCAACGCUUCUUGGAGCGGGUCAAGGAAAGAUACAAAGUCUUUGCUGGCACCAAGGAUGCAGAGCAGGUUCUUCGACAGUUCAAACGCUUUUGCUCCAAUUGGCUGAAGGUCUUUGAGGAGUGCUCGAUCGACCCCAUCCACUAUCCCAAGAAGGUCAUCAACGAGAAGGAUCUUGAUGACUGCAGCAGCAUCGGGGAGGUAGCAGACCUUUGCCUUGACAGGUUGAAGAAAACUGAGGUUCGCUUCAUCAGCACACAGCGCGACCAGGAUGCCCAGCUGCUGAGGAAGAACAAGAAUGAGUUCCGCCGCAUGACCGAGAAGGAGCGCGCCAGCAGGCUGUUGGAGUUACCUGCGCCUUCCACCUCGUCCAGAAGUGUUGGACAAAGCAGCAGCGGCAAGAAGAGGCGGCUUUCGUGGCUGUCCUUGGGUGGGCCAAGGCAGUUCUAUGUGAGGAGCAGUCCGACCAAGGACAGCUAUCCGAAAGAGAUCCGCUGCGGAUGUGGCCAGCUGGUCAUCCUCUCCAUGGAGCAUGCCCGGCUGCUCAUCGGCGUCUUCAUCGGAGCGGCGCUCUUCGCGUACAAUAUUUACCUACUGGUGGAGGCAUCGAAGGACCCGAAGAAAAGCUCCACGUUCCUCAUCCUGAGCACCACAGACCUUUUGGCGGCAGAGAUAUGCUUGAUUGUGAUGCUGAUGAGAUUCGAGGAGUUGGACAUCAUUCAACAGUUGGAGCGGGAAGUGAAGGAACUGGCUCGACAAAACGAGCAAGUGGAAAAGCAGCGCGAGAAGAUGACAGAGUUCUGGAGUAACGCCCAGCAGCUCACCGAACUCUGGCUCUAUCGGACGGUCCCCCGUUUGGAUCUUUACAAGGAAGUUCACAACCAGCUGGAAGAUUGCAGCAAAGAGGACCUCCUCACUCACAUGGCAGGCGCCAACCAGCAAUUGGAGGACUUAGAGCGACAUCUUGGAGAGCUCCAGGACUGGAAGCAGGAUGGGCGAAUUAGCGCCGACACCAAAAAAUUGGUCGGCAAAGCCAUCAACGAGAUCUCCAAGGAGAACGAGCUGGAUAAGAUGCUGGAGAAGCUGGAAGAUGCCGUGUCAUCGAAGAUGAAAGCUCUGAAGGGGCCCAGUCAGUGA
Messenger RNA from Durusdinium trenchii, 2367 nucleotides. Lineage: Eukaryota; Dinophyceae; Suessiales; Symbiodiniaceae. The record is from the annotation of a GenBank genome assembly.